Molecule: messenger RNA, 738 nt
Organism: Cynara cardunculus var. scolymus (artichoke)
Lineage: Eukaryota; Viridiplantae; Streptophyta; Magnoliopsida; Asterales; Asteraceae
Exons: 1
Coding region: 1-738 (245 amino acids)
Biological process (GO): proteolysis
Molecular function (GO): aspartic-type endopeptidase activity; zinc ion binding; nucleic acid binding
Source: RefSeq, a predicted model, not a curated record
AUGGAAUCAGUUUAUGUUAAAGGAAGGGAAGAGAGAAUGUCAGGUGGUGAGAAGAGGAAAUGGGAAGGGCAUUUUGUACCCUCCAAAACGCCAAACCAUUCCAACAGUAACAAUCGUGGAGCCUAUCCUAAACAUGAGACAAGAUGGUGUUCCAAGUGCCGUAGUAAACAUCAAGGCCCGUGUUUCACCAACCCUACUCCCACAAGGUGUUUUAAAUAUGGGAAGGCAGGCCACACACGAAAUGAGUGUCCGAUCAAGGGACCCAUCUGUUUUGGAUGUGGAGAGCCGGGUCAUUUCAAGAACGAUUACCUGAAGUUAAAAGCGGGAGGGGGUCAGGGAAGAAAAGAAAGUACCUUGAAAGCAGCCGGACGAGCCUUCCAGAUGACUGCUGAAGAAGCUAAGGCAUCGACGGAUGUGGUGUCGGGUACGUUCCUUAUUAACUCCAUACUUGCACACGUACUGUUUGAUUCAGGUGCUUCAUGUUCCUUUGUGUCCACUAUGUUCCACCAACUUUUGCAUACGCCCCCUAGUGCUCUAGAAGAUGCUUUGAUCAUAGAGAUAGCAAAUGGUAGUCAAGUUCUGGUGCGCGAGAUCAUUAGGAGUUGCGUGUUGGGAAUUGAGGGAAAGGAAUUUUGGGUAGACCUCAUACCCAUGGCUAUAGGCGGGUUCGAUGUCAUAAUUGGGAUGGAUUGGUUGGCAGGGAACCAAGCGGAGAUAUGCUCUAAAAAGUUGAUCUGA